Rasamsonia emersonii CBS 393.64 is the source of this 1185-nucleotide messenger RNA. RefSeq lists its product as uncharacterized. Gene Ontology annotation, molecular function: protein binding. The transcript has 2 exons. Bases 1 to 1185 code for a protein of 394 amino acids. NCBI's taxonomy places the organism in Eukaryota, Fungi, Ascomycota, Eurotiomycetes, Eurotiales, Trichocomaceae. The record is from RefSeq and is a predicted model, not a curated record.
AUGAACAACAACGAUAACAGUACGUCGUCAUCAUCAUCAGCAUCACCAACAAGGUCAGGAACGAGUUCAGCACCAGAGGGUGGAAACGGCGGCGAUGAUCGCGGCCACCGCCUCGCCGUCGCACAUGGGGGACUUUACUUCUUCCGCUCCUUGGUCUGGGACCUUCUCGAGUCGGGGAAAUAUUCCGACUUUACGAUCAGAGUCAUAAAAAAAGGAUCAUCGACGCCGCGCGAGUUUCGUGUCCAUCGCGCCAUCGUGUGUCCUCAGUCCAAGAUCUUUGAGGCUGCUUGUCGGGGGGAGUUCGUGGAAGCGUCCACAAAUACAAUCACGCUGAAUGACGACGAUCCCGAGAUUGUUGAGCAGAUGAUCAAGUAUUUUUACACACAUCGGUACGAUGACGACGAGGAUUGGGAGUAUUAUCGGUGGAAUCCAACAGCAGGUGGAAUAAGACCCGCCACAAAGACAGGCGACGGUAUCGAACAGUGUGAAUCUGGAGAGGCGGCACAAGAGCGAUCAUCGAGCAAUCUGUCAUCCCGGAAAAAGCAUUUUGGUUAUAGCGCUGGCUACAGUUACAGCCCUGACUCUGAAUACGGCAAUGCCACGGUCCCCAACUCCCUCCGCGUUUACGCCAUCGCAGACAAAUACCUUGUCCUCCCCCUCAAAGAGCUCGCCCGGAUCCGCUUCACCAAAUGGGCCGCCCACCACUGGUCCUCGCCGCGCUUUCUGUCUGCCGUCAGGGAGAUCUUUGACGGCGAGACGGGCAACUACGCCGAGCUGCAGGAGGCGGUCAUUGCGCCGCUGGUCCGGCAUGCGGACGAGCUCCUUUUUAACAACCACAAUUAUAAUGACGAUAAUGAUAAUGACCGCAAUGAUGAUGACGACAAUGUGGGCCAGUUGCUACAUGACUACGGCGAGAUCAGCCUCGCCGUGCUACGGCGCGUGCUUGAGCGCAGCCGCAUCGCACAGCGUGGGCUGGAAGUCGACGUCGCGGAGCUGCAGUCGCGCGUCGAGGCACUGCAGUGCGAAAACCGCAAGAUCGACGUGCUUCAGAGUCAGAACCGGCGGCUGACAAAGGAGUUGCUCGAGAUGAAGAUGGCGCUUAUCUCAAGGAGGCGUGGCAGAGAGGCCUCUUCUUCGAGAGGGGAGCGAAGUAGUCGUACCCAUGUUCACCAUCAUCAUAGAUGA